Sardina pilchardus (European sardine) is the source of this 3977-nucleotide messenger RNA. RefSeq lists its product as uncharacterized. Gene Ontology annotation, molecular function: GTP binding. The transcript has 5 exons. NCBI's taxonomy places the organism in Eukaryota, Metazoa, Chordata, Actinopteri, Clupeiformes, Clupeidae. The coding region runs from base 357 to 1949 and encodes 530 amino acids. The record is from RefSeq and is a predicted model, not a curated record.
CACACACACACACACACACACACUAUUGUCAUGUAAAAAUAAUUCACAGGAUCUGUUAUGGUGUAGGUGGGGUUUACCAAAACAAGAUUAUCAGGAAUAUUCUGUACACACUCACCUGAGCUCACCUUCAGACCACAGAAAAGAGCUGGUGGCCAUGGUGGGUCAAUCUGGAGAUUACAACACACAUUGCAGGACAUUACCAGCGGUGAUUGGUUGUCAAAUCCCUGCAAGCUUUGAUGCAUGGAUGCAUAUGAAUGCAAUGCACCAUUAUUGAAUGGUAUUACUCCAUACAUUACGACUCUCCUGACUUCAAAGUUUAAAAACCUGGCUUAAUUAUCUGACGGGAAGAAAUACUCAUGGCAUUCAACUUCCUAAAAGGCCCAAUAGAAGCCCUUAAUCUGGCAAAAAGAGGAAGUCAUACUUACUACAAACUUGAGACAAAAAGAGAAUAUCUUCAUGAAAAGCAGUGGAAACGACAUGACGAAAAUUCGGCAUCACGUAACGCAAAAAUAAGACGAUCGAUAUUUGGAAAGGAACCAAGAAACAAAGUCAACAAAACUAUUUUGCUGGUGGGUGAAACAGGAUCAGGGAAGACCACUCUCAUCAACACCCUAGUCAAUUACAUGAUAGGAGUGAAGUUUGAAGAUAAAGUGUGGUACGAGAUCACAGAAGAGGAUAGUAGAAACCAGUCUAUAUCUCAAACGUCGGCUGUCAUAGUGUACGAGAUCUAUGCUGAAACAAAGCCCUCUUUGACCAUAAUUGAUACUCCAGGGUACGGAGACACGAAAGGUGUAGAUCAUGACAAGACCAUCGCUGGCAGUUUACGUGAACUGUUUGAGUUAUAUAAUGGAAUAGAUAGAAUUGAUGCAGUUGGUCUUGUGAUCAAAGCAUCACAGAAUCGAGUGACGGAUGUCCAGCGUUAUAUCUUCGAAUCAGUUCUCUCCUUAUUUGGCAAAGAUAUAGAAGAUAACAUAGUGCUCCUCAUUACACACUCGGAUGGACUGACCCCUACCGGUGCUCUUGAUGCCAUCAAAAAUGCAGAUACCAGAUGUGCCAAGGAUAGGGAUGGUGAACCAAUUCACUUCCUAUUCAACAACCGUCAGAAUCAGCCGCACAAGGAACAUCAAGCCAAAACCUUCAAAAGAAUUUGGAGCUCAGGAGAAGAGAGCACAGAGGAUCUUUUCAAGUUUUUACAACGAGUCAAAGGACAAAGCCUGAGGAUGACAGGAGAUGUUCUUAAACAGAGAAUACACCUAGAGGCAAUUCUAAGUGAGUUGUUUACAACCAUUAACUUGGUGGAUGAGGACGAAAAAGAAGUGGAGCGCAUUGAUAGCAUUGUGAAAGAAAACAAGGCAAAACUAGACAACAAUGAGAACUUCACGUAUAUUGCCAAGGAGACGAAGAUGAAGAAGGUUCCAAUAAAGGAUCACUUUCAAUUCUGCUAUGAAAAGGCAAUGUGCUGUGAUGUGUGUAAAAAGAACUGCCAUUUCCCUGGCUGUACAUGGGUGGCAAGGCUGAACUGGUGUUCUGUGAUGUCAGGUGGUAUAUGCACAGUUUGUGGAUGCUCGUAUAAAGUUCACACAAAAGAAACAAACAAACUCUACAUGCCAGUCACCGAAGAAGUUGAGAAAACAAAUGAAGAAUUAAAGAGAGAGACUCAAGAUUUUUACGGGAAACAUGUGGACAUGCAAGAGGACACUGAGAAGAGGCUAACUGAAAAUAGACAGCGAAUGUCUCAACUGUUGGAUGAAGUAUACAAAGGCAUCAUUGAGCUGGAUGGAAUAGCCCUGCAUCAGGAAUCUCUGAACAUCCAUGUUGAGUUUGACAUCCUGAUUGCAAAGCUGAGCGAAACCAGUCAAACUGAAAAGGUUCUGAAACUGAAAGAAAUAAAGGAUAGGGCUCCAGCUGACAAGUAUUCAAGUCAAGGAAAUCUUAGGGGAAAUUUCUGAAGCUUCUCAUGCUACUAUGCAGACAACUCAGAGAUCUCUGCAGGAAUCUCGGAUUGCCUCUCAGACAAAUCUACAUGGAUGAAGGCAGAUCACCUCCAGCUAAACCUCUCAAAAACCAAACCGCUGGUCCUCUCAGCUAAACCUACUAUACACCAUCACAUCAACAUCAAAAUUGACUCUGUCUGUUGCACCUACCAGGGCUUCAAGAAGUGUAGGAGUUAUGCUCGAUAGCCAACCAACUUUCUUUGAUCAUGUUGCCUUGGUUGCUGAGUCCUGCCGUUUUGCACUCUACAAUACAGAAAAUCAGGACUUGCCAGACUCAAUAUCCAACUCCUGGUGCAGGCCAGUCAUCUCACGACUUUACUACUGUAAAGUUUAAACCAACAAGUCUCCUGCACGGUGGAACCCCUUUAGAUGGUCCAGAAUAUGGUGGCAGUUAUCAUACUUUACCCCGAUUGUUUCCCUUGUUGGGAGUCGCUUUGGUUAAAAAGUGUCAGCCAAAUGUACUGUACUGUAAUGUAAUAUAAUAAUCAGAGCAUCAGAUAGUAAUCAAGGGAUCAUUUGUAAUAUUGUAAUUUAUUUUGUUGUGUGAGUGGACCUCACCUGUCUAUCAACAUAUCUUUUUGUGUCUUAUUAUCAGUGAUCUCUGAUCUGUGGCAAACAAUCUGCAUAUUUCUAUAUUUCUUUUUCAGUAUAAGUGUUUUGUUAUAAAUAAGUUAAAGGAAUAGUUCGGAAUUUUGGACAUAGGACCUCAUUUCCAACUUUACCGAGGUGAUAUAGGUCGGUGGAGACCGUUUUUAUCGCGUUUAACCCCUUCCUUCAGUUGCAGCGUUCCCAUUUGCUAACGCUGGUUCUGAGCUAACGCAUUUCAUAACGCAUUUUGAGGGACUAGUUUCUCAAUAUCAAUCCGCCACUGCCAUACAGAGAACAAAGUAGGCUAUUGCAAUGCGAUGCAAAGUUAGUUUUAUUUCUAACAUUGUUCUAUCAACACAGGCAAGUGCAUCGAUAGUCUGACGUUAAAAUUUAUUUGUUUCGGGUGUUCUGUGGAGUGUUUUCAGUGGCAGGCUGGAUGUUACCGUUGACUUGCGUUAUCUCGGCACCAGGUUAGCACGAGAUGAAUGCUGCAACUCAAGGAAGGGCAGAAAUUCACUGAAAAUGGUCUUCACCGACCUAUAUCACCCCGACUAAGUUGGAAAUGAGGUCCUAUGUCCAAAAUUCCGAACUGUUCCUUUAAAAAGUAAUAAGCUAAUUUGCCUCAAGCCUUAAUUAGUUACUGUCUCUUUAAAAUUCUCAGCUGGUAAUAGAAUAGAAUGUCGCGUGACCCCAGGUUUCGGAUGUAAAUAACACUACAAUGUAUCUAAUGGUUCAGUGAUUUAUGGUUGUACUGUAACAAGCCAAUUACAGCUACAUUGCCUACAUUUAUGCCUAGAGUAGCAUCAUUGGUAUGUAUCCAUUUGCUGUUUCUUACAUAAUCACUUAAUUGCUUAGAUUAUUAGUUUGAUGUAAGUAAUAUUUAGAAAUGUCUAAUCGCUAAUCGUAAACGUAAUCGCUAUAAUCUAAAUGUUUACAUGGUUGCUAGGUAACUUAUAAGUCCUCGGACAAGCUACUGAACGUAAUAUUGUUACAAUGUAUUUGUACAGCAUAUUAACUAUCAUAAAUAAGUUUAAUAGUCAUGAUUAAUAUUGUAUAACAUGGUAAAUAUUUGAUUUGUUAAAAUUACAUUCUGUUGGCUAUAUUGUAGGCCAGCUCUAUGUUAAAAGGUAGCAUAGAAUUUAUUAGUCUAUCUCUUUGUUUCAGUUUUACACUUUCCCUGUGUCAAUAAACCUGUGGACUUCAGAACCAGAUCGGUCUUCAGAGUACUUGAUGUUAGGAAAAGGUUUAGCUGGCUGUCAGCGUAUCAAGCAUAUACCAACCGGCACAAUAAGAAAGACAAACUCAUCAUCAAUAUUUCAUGUUGUAGUCAAGGAUGUAUGUCUGAUUUUGAGAUCAAUUGGAAUGAUUAUCCCAAUAAAAUGUGUUUACGCUUUA